AUGAAUUUCAACAUCUUGUUUGGUUUCUUCUUGCUCUUCUGCGUCUCAGUUUCACUUGAAACAAGCCCAUGCUUGCCUGACGAUGUGCUGAAGGAAUUUGAGGUUAUGAAAAAGGAUCUCAAAGAUGUGGAGGCCAGGCUGACGAUCAAUGAAAUCAAGGUGGAGGUCAUUGAAACCAAGCUGAAGGAGGGUGAAGCCAGGCUGCAGGACGUUGAAACCAGGCUGGAGCGCAGUGAAAACAAGCUCCUGGACACUGAAUCCAGGCUUAACAACACUGUAACCAGGCUGCAGGACGUUGAAAUCAGGCUGGACCUCAGUGACAUCAAGCUGCAGGACAUUGAAACCAGGCUGAAGGACGCUGAAACCAUGCUCCUGGACACUCAAACCAGGCUAAGCAACACUGAAACCGGGCUGCAGGACACUCAAACCAGGCUGGACCUCUGUGAAACCGGGCUGCAGGACACUCAAACCAAGCUAAGCGACAUUGAGACCCGGGUCCAGGAAUUAGAGAACAAAGGUAAAGUGACAUACUGAGACUGUAAGUAUGAAAUUAUGAACAAAUUUUGGAGUUGUGAAACCAAUGUUUGGCUUGGCAAAUUAGUGGAACUUUUUGAUUUCUGAUUUCCAGUCAUCUUUUUGCUCUUCUGUGUCUCAACUUCAGACCAGUGUAACUGCACGAUUGACCAUGUGCUGAAUGAAUUUGAGGAUAUGAAAAAGGAUCUCAAAGAUGUGGAGGCCAGGCUGACGGACAGUGAAACCAAGCUGGAGGACACUGAAACCAGGCUGACGGAGGGUGAAACCAGGCUAAACGACACUGAAACCGGGCUGCAGGACACUCAAACCAGGCUAAACGUCAGUGAGAACCAGAUCCAGGAAUUAAAGAACAUAGGUAAAGUGUCAUACUGAGACUGUGAAGAGGAAAUUGUGAUUAUUAUUUGUAGUUGAGAGAACAAUGUUUGGCUUCAUAAAUUAGUGGGACUUGAUUUUUGUCCAGUCAUCUGUAAUUAGUAGGAGUACAAUUUUGAGGUCUAAAUGACGACUUUGAGGGGCAUGGAAAACCAUUUUUCCACACACAUUACAAUCUAGCAUACAUGCUCAUCUGAGUUUGUGACAUGUUGAAGAUUAACAACGAAAGUUUAUAAUGAUAUAUGCCUUGAGAGGGCCAAUGGCGACAUGUCACGAUGCUGAUCUAUGGUUUCAUCAACAGCAGAUCUUGAUUUAUUGAUACAAUGAUGUUUUGUUUGACACAGAGGAAACUAGAGUGGUAUUCAGCGCUGCAACAGGAGCAGCAAGCGAAAUCACUGAACCAUCGGUCACAGACACAACUGUGAUCUUCAGGAAAGUGAUUACAAACAUCGGCGACGCCUACAAUGCAUACACAGGUAAUUACACCAGACUUCAACAAUACAGAGAUUUAUAGACUGCAGCUCAUAAGGAGCUAAAUAAAACUGAUUGAAAGCACCUCCUUUCUUCAGUGGAAUAAAUUCUUGUUGAGAUGUUAGCAAAGCUUACUAAAAGGUGAGGACUAUAGAUCUGUGAUCACUCUGUUGUGUCCACAGGUAUCUUCACUGCCCCUGUAACUGGUGUGUAUUACUUUAGCGUGUUCUUACAUGCUGGAGGAAACAGCCAAGCGACAGUGGGUCUGUACAAGAACACCGAGGUGAUUCGUCAGAUCCAUUGCAGUGCAUCAGACACUGACCCAUCUGAUAAUGGAGGAAACGCAGUAUUCAUUCAUCUGCAGCCAGGAGACCAGGUGUACCUGCAGCUUGGUGCAAAAGCUCUUAUUUGGUCAAGCGGCUUCUUCACAACCUUUAAUGGAUUUUUAGUCCAUCUGGGGUAAAAUGGAUCUGUUGGUUGUCUUUUUCCAUUCUAAAAAAAAUGAAAUAAAGACGUAAACAGACAAAUAUUUAAGCGUCAUUUGUUUUCUGUCUACAUGAACUGUUAUUAAUUUAACAAGCAUUUUGAUCAAACUAUUCAACAGCCAUAACAACAACUAAACAGCUGUCACCUGCUUUUCACUCUCAGAUUGAGGUCAGUGAGUUUAACCUGGCCUAUUAGAUUAGUCCAUGGUAAUUUCUGAGUAAAAGAAAAAGAUUGUAACGUUGGGUCCUGAUCCAGAUAGUAGAGUCCAGAUCUGGGCUGCAGUCUGCCCACCUCAAUUGCUUCCUUGUUGCCAAUCCACUGAGCUGAGAAGUUGAACAACAGAGUCCUUACAUCUUAACAAGACAAGUAAACCAUGUGUCAAAUCCAGUGUUGAAAAUGAACCACUCAUGCAGUGGCGGUUCUAGACUAAAUUACUCCCCGGGCGAGCACCCCUCCAAGCCCCCCCCUAAAUAUAAACAAAAAUAAAAUAUUUCUUAAUUGCAGAAAUCCUUCAAAAGAAAAAAACACAAUCCCGAGGGCCAUUUCGAGAAGGGUCCCCAGAUCCUGAGGUUUUCUGAAGUGUUGAAGUUUACAAAAAAGCUGCUAUCUCGGCCUCUGUAGUCGAUAGAAACAAAAUUCAAAAAGUAUUUGAGAGCUUAAACAUGUGGCUUUCAAGAAAGCUAUCUUUUAGUUUUGUGAAUCUUCAUCACAUUAUUGAAAACCUUGAACAAACAAACUCAAAUGAAAUAAAGCACCUGUAUAAAAAUAAAAGUAAAGGCUCUGCACUGGAGAAUGACAAACAAUUUGUUUUCUGUAAAACAAGUGGCAGUCAUGAUAAAGUGUCCAUUCAAUACAAAUGUAAAUAUAGAAAAUAAGGUGUUGAAAGGGUAUACAGCUGCCCCAGUAUAGUGCCAGUACAAAAGCAGCUCUAAAAACCAGAAUAAAUACGUGGCUGACAGUGACUGACACUGACACUGACAGUUUCAUCUCUGUUCUCACCAUAGACUGUAUAUAAGAUGGACACCGUGGUUCCGCCUUCCGCCUGUAUACGGAUUUGAAGCCAAAAAGCUCUCGGUAAUUCCGGGUUCCUUGAAACCAGAGCUGUGCAGUAGCGUUAUGCGCAUUCGGCCGCGCAGUCGCCGAGAGUCCCUGUGAUGACGCUCGGGUCAAACAGCGUAUUCCCCCGGAAGAGCUACGCAAUCCCUGAAUGCCCAUAGGCUGUACCAGGUGUCAAUCAUAGAAAACAUGAACCCCCUAAUAACUUUUAAAAACGGAGCUGUACAGAAAAAAAAGGACUUGAGCACAAACCAGUCUUACUGUAUCUAUAUGUCAACAUCACAACCAGGGGGGAGAAAAAAUUAUGUUCUGUGUAAUAAAUUUCUAAAGUUUUUCCACAGUCCCAUAAAUUUUGCUGGCGGAGGCGGGAUUUAUGACCUGUACUGCAGCCCACCAUCAGAGGGUGCUGUUCUCGGAGUGGCUUCACCCAGCGAGGAGGCAGACCCUGUCCAUCUUAUAUACAGUCUAUGGUUCUCACCCAAAGUCAUGCAACACUCACAGAAAUUGCGAUAGUGUGAGCCAAAGCACUCCAUAUGAAGAGGUUGUUCACACUGCUGGAUGUUUCUCCUCCAAAGCUGCUCUCUGCCUCCGUCACUGUUUACUUUACUCAUGAAGCGCAUAGCAAGAUCCGAGCAUGAAUCCGAGCGCUUUAUUCGCCUAUCAGAGGCAGACGGGUACGGUGAUUUGAUUCACCACGACUCCAGAAUUUAUAAAAAACGACAGAAUGUUACAAAAUGACGCGUCCGCGCUCCCGGUUUAAGAGUAGAAAUGCACAGCCGCGCUCCCGCUGAUAUGCUGACAUGUGUACACAGAGCAGAGCUGUCCCCCCGCGACUCUCUCCCCGCCUCGUCUCACACAGUCUGUCAGCCUCGGUUAAGAAUUAUUAUUAUUAUCUUUUAUUUUAUUUUUUUGGAAGUGCUCGUGCCGCCCCCAAUGAGUCAUGACACAAAUACCGCCCCAGGCGGCUGCCCUGUUCACCCGUGCCUAGAACCGCUACUGCACUCAUGAGUUAAAGUGAGCUGAUAGAUCAUAUCAGGCAGACUUCAAGUGGAUGAGCAGUCUCUUAUCAAGUUGAAAGAUGACUCUCCUGUUAGUGCUACAGUGCAAAGUGCUACUGACACACAUUUUAAUCUAGAUGUUUUACAACCAAUAUCUAAACCCUAUAUAAACCUUUAAUAAAUAUUCCAUUAAUAAUUAAUGAAAAUUAUUCAUCAUAAUUUCAUUGCUUGUUGAUGGUAAAGUAACUAUUAACUUACAUUAAUAAACUAUCUAUUUGCCAUUAAUAAAUUAUGGUUAUUGUAAAGUGUUACCGAGCUCACUGCCUCACUUAGCGGUAUUCAGCAAUGUCAAUCAAUCAAUCAAUCAAUCAAUCAAUCAAUCAAUCAAUCAAUCAAUCAAUCAAUCAAUCAAUCAAUCAAUCAAUCAAUCAACCAACCAACCAACCAAUCAAUCAAUCAAAUUUUAUUCCUAUAGAGCCAAAUCACAACAGUCAUUAUCCUUGGACGCUUCUUAAGAAGAAGAGCAGGUCUAGACCACGCUCAUCGUUUGAUGAAUUAUCAAGACCCAACCUUAAGGUGGGACAAAUUCGACCCAUCUCAUCCAACAUGAGUGACAAUGGUGAGAAAAAAACUUCCUUUUAACAGGCAGAAACUUUGGGUGGGACCAGACUCGUGCUAGGCAGCCACCAAUCCACUGCUUAGUUGGGGAGAAACAGGAGGGAGGACAGGGGGAGAGAAAGAGAGAGAGACAGGGGACAGCAGCAACAUUAAAACAACAGCUCAUACAUAGUUGUAGUUGCAGAGCAGCAAGUAAUGAUGAAAUAAUGAGUUCACAUCUGUUUUGGACCUUGGACUUUUGGCAGUUACUUUUGGCAUUAUUUAUUUAUUACUCACUUAUUAAACUUGUUAAAAGUUUCUUACAUAAAGGUUCAGAAAUCACACUUCUGAUUGGAGGACAAAAUGCUACAUGUUACCAUGAAAUACUAUUUAACCAGCCAGGAGGGUCUCAGCAGUCACAGCUGGGGAGUCUUGUUCCUGAAACAACUUGAAAGAUGAAUUUCAACAUCUUGUUUGGUUUCUGCUUGCUCUUCUGUGUCUCAACUUUAGCCCAGGAUGGCGGCGGUGCUCUUGAAACAACAUCAUACCUUCCCAACAUGCACAAUCUGCUGAAGGCAUUUGGUGCAAUGACAGAGAAACUUAAAGCUGUGGAGGCCAGACUGCAGGACAGUGAAACCAGGCUAAGCAACAGUGAGAACCAGAUUCAGGAAUUAAAGAAAAAAGGUAAAGUGACAUACUGAGACAGUGAAUAAGAAAUUGUGAUUAUUUUUUGUAGUUGAGAGAACAAUGUUUGGUGUAACAUUAGUGAAACGGGAUUUUUGUCCAGUCAUCUGUAAUUAGUUAAAGUAGAAGAAAACUUUUGAGGUCUAAAUGUUGACAGUGAGUCAUGUAAAAAUCCAGCAUACCAGGUCAUCUGACUCAGUGACAUGUUGAAGAUUAACAACAAAAGUUUAUAAUGGUAUCAGCCUUGAGAGGGCCGAUACCGACAUGAUGCUGAUGUACUGUUUAAUCAACAGCAGAUCUUGAUUUAUUGAUACAAUGAUGUUUUAGUGGACACAGAGGGCACUAAAGUGGUAUUCAGCGCUGCAUUAGGAGGAACAGAAGGACCCCUUGGACCAUUCAGCACAGACACAACUCUGAUCUUCAGGAAAGUAAAUACAAACAUCGGCAACGCCUACAACUCAGCCACAGGUAAUUACAGUAGACCUCAACAAUAAGUUUAACUCAUUACUGUAGCUCAUGAAGGAGCUAAAUAAAACUGAUUGAAAGAACCUUCUUUCUUCAGUGGAAUAAAUUCUUGUUGAGAUGUUAGCAAAGCUUACUAAAAGGUGAGGACUAUAGAUCUGUGAUCACCCUGUUGUGUCCACAGGUAUCUUCACUGCCCCUGUAGCUGGUGUGUAUUACUUUAGCAUGUUCUUACAUGCUGGAGGAAACACACCAGGGGUGAUGCAUCUGUACAAGAACUCAGAGUGGAUGCUUGAGAUCCAUAAUCAUCCAUCAAGUGACGUAACUGAUAGUGGAGGUAACGCAGGAUUCCUUCAGCUGCAGCCAGGAGACCAGGUGUACGUGCGACUUCCUGCAAAUUGUCAUGUCUGGGCAAACGAGCGCGUCACAACUUUUAGUGGAUUUUUAGUCCAUCUGGUGUGAAACAGAUCUGUUAUAUGUCUGAUUUUUUUCUAUACAAAGAUGGAUUUAAACUCUAAAUUCACUGAUUGUAACUUUGGGUCUGAUAUAAUCAACUUCAAGUAUAUUUUUGACGAUUGUCGCUGAAAUAAAUUCACAAUAGUAUAAAGAUUAAUCAAAAUGCUAAAACCUGAAGUGAUAGAUUUCCUGUUUCCUUUUUUGUUCAUGCUGAAUCUCAUCUGGUAAUCAAUAGAAUGAAGGCAGACCAAGUUUGUUCAUACCCUCCAGAGGAUGAACCAUUGUUUCCUUAUACUUUUAAGGUGUCAAAUAUUCUGUCAUUAUCAUUUCUCAUGCUCUGAAUAAAGUCCUCAAAAUUAAAUGUACUCUUUAAAUCCCUCUCCAAACAGACGUCAUGAAGAGUUAUCUUUUCCAAUAUGGGGACUGAUUUUGAUCGGUUUAAAGUGACAUCAUUGCGACUGUGUCUAUGUGAAUAUUUAAGUAAAUCUUCUUUUUCCAUUCUAAUAAAAAAUGAAAUAAAAACACAAACAGACAAAUCCAUCAUGAAACCCGUCUUAAAAUGCACAUACAAGAAUUAAAAAAGCAUUCUUUGCCUUCAUUUAUUUUCUGUCUACAUGAACUGUUAGUAAUUUAACAAGCAGUUUGAUCAAACUAUUCAACAGCCAUAACAACAACUAAACAGCUUUAACCUGCUUUUCACUCUCAGAUUGAGGUCAGUGAGUUUAACCUGGCCUAGAUUAGUCCAUGGUAAUUUCUGAGUAAAAGAAAAAAGAUUGUAACAUUGGGUCCUGAAUCUGAUCCAGAUAAUAGAGUCCAGAUCUGGGCUGCAGUCUGCCCACCUCAGUUGCUUCCUAGUUGCUAAUCCACUGAGCUGAGAAGUUGAACAACAGAGUCCUUACAUCUUAACAAGACAAGUAAACCAUGUGUCAAAUCCAGUGUUGAAAAUGAACCACUCAUGAGUUAAAGCGAGCUGCAGCCAUAUCGAUUCUCAAACAUAGACGUGUAACGUAGCUAGCAUAAUAUGAAGCUAAGCUAGCAUAAUAUGAAGCUAAGCUAGCUUACUAACCAGCUGAGGGCAUCUGUUUCAAAGUCCAGUAAACAUUUGCACGAAAGAAAAAGCCCUUAACGGAUUUAAUUCACAUAAUCGCGUCGCGCCCAGUUUGUAUAGAAAAAAUUCGCCGGUGAGACAUUCGCCUUUUCGCGUCACUUUGCCUUUUGCCCGGUGAGUAAAGACCAACAGUUCAUGAUUCACGUGGUGUAUAGAGGGCUCUGGUUAAUAUAUAACAGUUCAACCAUGAUAUAUGAUGCUGUUGUUUUCCAAGAGAGGAUUUAAAAAAUACGUCACAUCAGUGAAUGUCUUCUUCAUUUAUUUUAUUCUAUUUUUGACAUGCACAGAGAUAACUCAGGUGAUUUUCAGUGCAGCUACAGGAGGAGGAUUCUCAUAGAUCGGACCUUUCAGCAUGAAUGUGAUACUCACAAAAUAAGUAUUUUGUUGAGGUAUUAUUACUGUUAGUUUCCCUUUCUCUAAGAGUCACAUUUUGGUUUAUUGCAACUGUAUUACUUUUCUUUUGCUGUCUAAUUUAUUUAUGUGAGAAAUUACAGAGAAACAGACAAUGACAUUUGGUUUUACAAAAUGGACACUUGAUGGCAGCACCGACCUGUGGCGUCACUGGGACUUUAAGGUAGGUAAUGGGAGCUGGGCUGAUUAUCCGGGGUGAAUGGAGAAAGAGGAUAUACAGCUGUCAUGUUUUCUUGAUUCCUGUGGAAUAAUCCUCAUAUUUCCAGGUCAGUUAUUCAUAUUUUAUGUGAUCACAAAUGUUUAUAAGCUAAAGAGAAUCCCCGGUGAUGUGUUAUUGGUGAGCUAAAAUUGUGUUCCGCGUGUAAACAUUGGAGUCUCCUGUUAGUGCUACAGUGCAAAGUGCUACUGACACACAUUUUAAUCUAGAUGUUUUACAACCAAUAUCUAAACCCUAUAUAAACCUUUAAUAAAUAGUCCAUUAAUAAUUAAGUUAUUAAUCAUAAUUUCAUUGCAACAUUAAAACAACAGCUCAUACAUAGUUGUAGUUUCAGAGCAGCAAGUAAUGAUGAAAUAAUGAGUUCUCAUCUGUUUUGGACCUUGGACUUCUGGCAGUUACUUUUGGCAUUAUUUAUUUUUAACCCACUCAUUAAACUUGUUAAAAGUUUCUUACAUAAAGGUUCAGAAUUCACACUUCUGAUUGGAGGACAAAAUGCUACAUGUUACCAUGAAAUACUAUUUAACAGGCCAGGAGGGUCUCAGCAGUCACAGCUGUGGAGUCUUGUUCUUGAAACAACUUGAAAGAUGAAUUUCAACAGUGAAACCAGGCUAAGCAACAGUGAGAACCAGAUUCGGGAAUUAAAGAAAAAAGGUAAAGUGACAUACUGAGACAAUGAAGAAGAAAUUGUGAUUAAUUUUUGUAGUUGAGAGAACAAUGUUUGGUUUAACAUUAGUGGAACGUGAUUUUUGUCCAGUCAUCUGUAAUUAGUUAAAGUAGAAGAAAACUUUUGAGGUCUGAAUGUUGACAGUGAGUCAUGUAAAAAUCCAGCAUACCAGGUCAUCUGACUCAGUGACAUGUUGAAGAUUAACAACAAAAGUUCAUAAUGAUAUCAGCCUUGAGAGGGCCGAUACCGACAUGAUGCUGAUGUACUGUUUAAUCAACAGCAGAUCUUGAUUUAUUGAUACAAUGAUGUUUUAGUGGACAAAGGAGGAAACUAAAGUGGUAUUCAGCGCUGCAUCAGGAGGAUCAGGCGAAACCCUUGGACCAUUCAACACAGACACAACUAUGAUUUUCAAGAGAGUGAUUACAAACAUCGGCAACGCCUACAGUGCACACACAGGUAAUUACACUAGACUUCAACUGUAAGUUCAACUCAUUACUGCAGCUCAUGAAGAGCUAAAUAAAACUGAUUGAAAGCACCUCCUUUCUUCAGUGGAAUAAAUUCUUUUAAAGGUGAGGACUAUAGAUCUGUGAUCACUCUGUUGUGUCCACAGGUACCUUCACUGCACCUGUAGCUGGUGUGUAUUACUUUAGCAUGUUUUUACAUGCUGGAGGAAGCAGUCGAGCGUCAAUGCAUCUGUACAAGAACACCGAGGUGAUGCUUCACGUCUAUGAUCAUCCAUCAGUCGCUGACACAGCUGAUAAUGGAGGAAUCGCCGUGUUCCUGCAGCUGCAGCCAGGAGACCAGGUGUACGUGCGACUUCCUGCAAAUUGUCAUGCUUAUACACACGACUAUGUCACCACUUUUAAUGGAUUUUUAGUCCAUCAGGUGUAAAAUGAAUCUGUUGGUUGUCUUUUUCCAUUCGAAUAAAAACGAAAUAUAGACGUAAACCGACAAAUCCAUCAUGAAACCUUUCUUUAAAUGCAUAUGGAAAAAUGAAAAAGGAGUAUUUAAUCGUCAUAUGUUUUCCGUCUACAUGAAAAAUUUUUACAUGUAAAUUUUACCUUAACCCUAACUUUACAAUAACCAUGUAAGUAAAUUUUAUGGGUGGUUUAUUAACCACUUAUCAAUCAUUUACAAAGUAUUACAAACAUCAGUUACAACUUUACAAUAACCAUCUAAGUAAAUUUUACAGAUGGAUUAAAAACCAAAUAUUAAUCAUUUACAAAGUGCUACUGACACACAUUUUAAUCAAGAUGCUUUACAACCAAUAUCUAAACCCUAUAUAAACCUUUAAUAAAUAUUCCAUUAAUAAUUAAUGAAAAUUAUUCAUCAUAAUUUCAUUGCUUGUUGAUGGUAAAGUAACUAUUAACUUACAUUAAUAAACUAUCUAUUUGCCAAUUAUAAUUGGUCUAUAUGCUGUUUUUAAAUGAUGAUUAAACAUUAAUAAACUAUAUACUUAACAUUUAUAUAGAUUAUGGUUAUUGUAAAGUGUUACCGAGCUCACUGCUUCACUUAGCGGUCUUCAGCAAUGUCAAUCAAUCAAUCAAUCAAUCAAUCAAUCAAUCAAUCAAUCAAUCAAUCAAUCAAUCAAUCAAUCAAUCAAUCAACUUUUAUUCAUAUAGAGCCAAAUCACAACAGUCAUUAUCCCAAGACGCUUCUUAAGAAAAAGAGCAGGUCGAGACCACGCUCAUCGUUUGAUGAAUUAUCAAGACCCAACCUUAAGGUGGGACAAAUUUGACCCAUCUCAUCCAACAUGAGUGACAAUGGUGAGAAAAAAACUUCCUUUUAACAGGCAGAAACUUUGGGUGGGACCAGACUCGUGCUAGGCAGCCACCAAUCCGCUGCUGAGUUGGGGAGAAACAGGAGGGAGGACAAGGGGGAGAGAAAGAGAGAGAGACAGGGGACAGCAGCAACAUUAAAACAACAGCUCAUACAUAGUUGUAGUUGCAGAGCAGCAAGUAAUGAUGAAAUAAUGAGUUCACAUCUGUUUUGGACCUUGGACUUUUGGCAGUUGGCAUUAUUUAUUUAUUACUCACUCAUUAAACUUGUUAAAAGUUUCUUACAUAAAGGUUCAGAAAUCACACUUCUGAUUGGAGGACAAAAUGCUACACGCUACCAUGAAAUACUAUUUAACAGGCCAGGAGGGUCUCAGCAGUCACAGCUGGGGAGUCUUGCUCCUGAAACAACUUGAAAGAUGAAUUUCAACAUCUUGUUUGGUUUCUUUUUGCUCUGCUGUGUCUCAAUUUCAGCCCAGGAUGGCGGCGGUGCUCUUGAAACAACAUCAUACCUCCCCGACAUGCACAAUCUGCUGAAAGCAUUUGGUGCAAUGACAGAGAAACUCGAAGCUGUGGAGGCCAAGCUGGAGGACAGUGAAACCAGGCUGAAGAGCGGUGAAACCAGGCUCCUGGACACUCAAACCAGGCUGAACGACAGUGAGAACCAGAUCCGGGAAUUAAAAGAAGGUGUAGUGACAUACUGAGACUGUGAAGAAGAAAUUAUGAACAAAUUUUGGAGUUGAGAAAACAAUGUUUGGCUUGGCAAAUUAGUGGAACUUUUUGAUUUCUGAUUUCCAGUCAUCUUUUUGCUCUUCUGUGUCUCAACUUCAGACCAGUGUAACUGCACGAUUGACCAUGUGCUGAAUGAAUUUGAGGAUAUGAAAAAGGAUCUCAAAGAUGUGGAGGCCAGGCUGACGGACAGUGAAACCAAGCUGGAGGACACUGAAACCAGGCUGACGGAGGGUGAAACCAGGCUAAACGACACUGAAACCGGGCUGCAGGACACUCAAACCAGGCUAAACGUCAGUGAGAACCAGAUCCAGGAAUUAAAGAACAUAGGUAAAGUGUCAUACUGAGACUGUGAAGAAGAAAUUGUGAUUAUUAUUUGUAGUUGAGAGAACAAUGUUUGGCUUCAUAAAUUAGUGGGACUUGAUUUUUGUCCAGUCAUCUGUAAUUAGUAGGAGUACAAUUUUGAGGUCUAAAUGACGACUUUGAGGGGCAUGGAAAACCAUUUUUCCACACACAUUACAAUCUAGCAUACAUACUCAUCUGAGUUUGUGACAUGUUGAAGAUUAACAACGAAAGUUUAUGGUGAUAUCAGCCUUGAGAGGGCCAAUGGCGACAUGUCACGAUGCUGAUCUAUGGUUUCAUCAACAGCAGAUCUUGAUUUAUUGAUACAAUGAUGUUUUGUUUGAAACAGAGGAAACUAAAGUGGUAUUUAGCACUGCAUUAGGGGAACCAUGCAGAAGCGUUGGACCAUUCAUGGGCAUGAAAUAUCUAUCAUGAAAUACUAUUUAACCAGCCAGGAGGAUCUCAGCAGUCACAGCUGGGGAGUCUUGUUCCUGAAACAACUUGGAAGAUGAAUUUCAACAUUUUGUUUGGUUUCUUUUUGCUCUUCUGUGUCUCAGUUUCAGCCCAAGAGGACAGAAACGCUCUUGAAACAAGAUCAAACUUAAAUGGCAUGCUCGAUCUGCUGAAGGAAUUUGGUGCAAUGACAGAGAAACUCAAAGCUGUGAAUGCCAGGCUGCAGGACAGUGAGAACCAGAUCCGGGACUUAAAGAACAAAGGUAAAGUGUCAUACUGAGACUGUGAAGAAGAAAUUGUGAUUAUUAUUUGUAGUUGAAAGAACAAUGUUUGGCUUCAUAAAUUAGUGGGACUUGAUUUUUGUCCAGUCAUCUGUAAUUAGUUAAAGUAGGAGGACAAUUUCAAGGUCUAAAUGUCAUCAGAGUUCUGUAAAAAUCCAGCAUACCAGGUGAUUUGAGUCAGUAACAUGUUGAAGAUUAACAACGAAAGUUUAUGGUGAUAUCAGCUUUGAGAGGGCCGAUGGCGACAUGUCAUGAUGUUGAUCUACUGUUUAAUCAACAGCAGAUCUUGAUUUUUUGAUACAAUGAUGUUUUGUUUGACACAGAACGAACUAAAGUGGUAUUCAGCACUGCAUUAGGAGGACCAGAUAGACCCCUUGGACCAUUCAACACAGACACAACUCUGGCCUUCAAGAGAGUGUUUACAAACAUCGGCAACGCCUACAGUGCAUACACAGGUAACUACACCAGACUACAACAACAAAGAGAUUUAUAGACUGCAGCUCAUAAGGAGCUAAAUAAAACUGAUUGAAGCACCUCCUUUCUUCAGUGGAAUAAAACCUUGUUGAGAUGUUAGCUAAGCUUACUAAAAGGUGAGGACUAUAGAUCUGUAAUCACCCUGUUGUGUCCACAGGUAUCUUCACUGCCCCUGUAGCUGGUGUGUAUUACUUUAGCAUGUUCUUCCAUGCUGGAGGAGGCCGUCGAGCUUUUCUGUAUCUGUACAAGAACUCCGAGGCGAUGCUUGACAGCUCUGAUCAUGCAUCAAGCACUGACACAGCUGAUAAUGGAGGAAACGCAGGAUUCCUUCAGCUGCAGCGAGGAGACCAGGUGUACGUGCGACUUCCUGCAAAUUGUCAUGUCUGGGCAAACGAGCGCGUCACAACUUUUAGUGGAUUUUUAGUCCAUCUGGUGUGA
Molecule: messenger RNA, 13008 nt
Organism: Xyrichtys novacula (pearly razorfish)
Lineage: Eukaryota; Metazoa; Chordata; Actinopteri; Labriformes; Labridae
Source: the annotation of a GenBank genome assembly